AUGGCUACCAUGGCAGCGGCUGCUCGUGAUAUCUCCCAGGCCUCCUUGAGCCGAGACAACUUAGCUGUUGUAGCGGCCCGAGGCGUCCCUGCGACUGUGACACGCUCUCAACAACCCCUCCCUACUCCCCCCAACUCCAUCUCUCCCAACCUGCCGCCUCACGGGCUUAAGGCGCAGCUCCAGAAGGCCAAGCUUGAGCCUAUCGACUCAGACCUGGACCUUCACGAGCCUUCGGAUCGACGACGAUCGAUCUCGCCAGCCCUCGAGGCCUCGGGUGCCAUUACUGGCUCUCUCCUCGCCAAAUACCACUUGCCAGAGAUCCUGCUCAGUCAUGGUCCCUUGGCUAUCCGUCAUAUUAUGGGUUACCUAACCACUUCGGUACCCGGAUUCUCGGGAAUCCCUCCAACAAAGGCGCGGAGACUAGUCGUGGGAGCUUUGGAAGGUCGAGGAGGAGAAGGCGGUGGACUGAACGGGGAGGUGGAAUUUGAAAAGGUGGGAUGGGGCCGCUGGGAUGCUCGUAAGCGAGGGGAGCCAUCUCGACACCGACAAGGUACUCCUCCAUCUUCUUAUGGGGCCGGUAUUCCUAUCAACAAGAAUGGCGGUCGGGGUCAAGGCCGCUACCGACAAAGCACUGCAUCAAGCAAUGGGGAUUCUGUUCAGUUUUCCCAUGAGGACCACGAAAUUUACAUGAUGGAGCAUGAAGCCGAUAAAAUGUCCAUGGACGGAUCCGGGUCCGCUUCGUGCUCUGAAGCUCCUGAUGAUGAUGUCGUCAUGAACGACGACCCUGAGGAUGCGACUGAUGAUGAGGAUUGGGCCACAAUGGGAGCUGCUGCUCUCCGAGCAGAAUCCUACCCCAACCCGGCAGCGGCUCAGAUUGAGCAAGGCUUCCGAUCCUCUUCGGCUUAUGCACCCGGUGCGCUUCGUUCGUUCUCCGCCAGCUCCGGCAUGGCACGCACACCGCAACCCUUUAACAUCGACUUCUCGGCGUUUGCGGGUCCCUCUGGCGCACAGGAGCGGGAAGCCGUUGAGGCUCUUCUGCAGCUCGGUGCUGUAUAA
Fusarium venenatum is the source of this 1056-nucleotide messenger RNA. Its product is annotated as putative Sin3 binding protein-domain-containing protein. Gene Ontology annotation, cellular component: nucleus. The record is from RefSeq and is a predicted model, not a curated record. Lineage: Eukaryota; Fungi; Ascomycota; Sordariomycetes; Hypocreales; Nectriaceae. Gene Ontology annotation, molecular function: sequence-specific DNA binding. Gene Ontology annotation, biological process: positive regulation of transcription from RNA polymerase II promoter by glucose.